Aspergillus caelatus is the source of this 1554-nucleotide messenger RNA. RefSeq lists its product as uncharacterized. The transcript has 2 exons. NCBI's taxonomy places the organism in Eukaryota, Fungi, Ascomycota, Eurotiomycetes, Eurotiales, Aspergillaceae. The coding region runs from base 1 to 1554 and encodes 517 amino acids. The record is from RefSeq and is a predicted model, not a curated record.
AUGGCGCCUACUAAGCCAGCUACCCUUGCGUAUGCAAAACUAGUGGAAGUCGGGCUUAUCCAACAUAUAGGGCCGAAUAAACAGGAGGGGAGUCUGCCUGCAGCAACCAAGGACGGAACCCAGAAACUUACUGACCCUCAGAGAAAAAAAUUGAUGACACAGUUGAAUGAGCUAGUCCAAUGGGUGCAGCAGGCUGCAGGCUCCAAUGUUCUUGAUAUUCCAGGUUAUAAAGGAAGUCAUGAAGCAGCGAAAGAGUUCUUGCUCGACGUUCUGAAAGUAGCAGAAGGCGAAAAUAUUGACGGUGCGGCUACGGCUAUGGGAAAGGUCGAAUCUGCAAGUACGACCCCCAGCCGGGGAGACACUCCAGCGGCAGACCCUCCAGCGGCAAACCCAUCAGCGGCAGACCCUCCAGCGGCAAACCCUCCAGCGGCAGACCCUCCAGCGGCAGACCCUCCAGCAAAGAGAAUUCAGCGUCGCCGUUAUAACCCUAAGGGUAGGAAGGCAAAAGCUGAAUCAACCAUUGAAGGAGUAGAACCUGAGAAUUUCUCGUGGACAACGGGCGACCCACAUGAAUGGCCAUGGCCUACGUACGAGCUGCCCAACGGUGGUGCCCUCAUGGCUGAGAAAACCACUAAUAGGAUGGAUUCAGAUAAAAAUCCUAUAAGCUACUAUCUAGUAGAAUUAAGAGUGGAAGUCGAAGGUCUGGGGGUACUCUAUCAACACAAGCUGGUUAGGUAUAGCGACUACCCUGGAGAAAUCGAUGCUUGGAAGGAGGCAGCUGGUGAGGAAAGAUGCAAAUUCGCGGCCACGGACAAACCUGACUCUAAAGAAAAGCUGCGGAAUGGCAAAUCCUAUGAAUUCGAGAGACUAGAUUUCAUUGCGUCUCUGACGCCAGGAAGCAAGGAUCCAACAAAGGGGUCUCAAAAGAGGCCAGAAACCGAGUGUAUCGUUGCGGUUAAAGGGCACGAAAAACCCAUAUUCUUAACUAUGGGAGAGUUCUUCCGGAUGGUUGGUAAGAGAAAAGCAGAGAGUUUGAUUAUCUUUGUUUGCAACAGAGACGGGAUGUCUUUGCCAGGCAAAACCGAAGCAAGAAGGAUAUCGUAUAUGAAUCCGGCAUGCCCAGAUAAUACGGAGAGCCUGGAAUUCCAGGAAAAAAAUAAACCGAUCCCAGCACAAGCUGUAAUUCAACAGUCGGAGACAGCAGUUCCUGAUGAGCACCUGAAACGAACCGUGAGGGAAAUGUUGGCCGUCGAGAAGCAAAGGGUGGAUGUACGGUUUCAGAAGAUCGAGAGCGACGUCUACGGAGUCAAGAGCACCCUUCACGCACACGGAGGCUAUUUACAGAGUAUUCUUAGCCUACUACAAGAGAAUCUGCCAAAUAAAAACCCAGACACUCAACCUCGAGAUACUAUUCCUGUUGGAAGAAAACUGAUGGAUGUGCUUCAAGGUUCGGGAAACAGUCGACAAUCGGAAAGACAGCAAACCCUACCACCCUACACCUCUCCGAGUCCAGAGGUAGCCCAGCAGCAAGUACAGCGUUCCAUUGAGGUAUGA